GUUCGCCGCCGAAAAGGAAAGAAAGAAGAAGACGGGAUUCUCGUCAACUGAGAGCUGUCUGUCUGUUUUUCUCUCUCUAGACUCCAUCAACUUCAUCUCUGGAGCAUGAGGAAUUCUCUCUGUAGACGAACCCUACCCCUCCUGAAGCAACUAUGCCGUCCUCUCCUAGAUUCAUCAUCUAGGUCAAGCACCAUCCGGAACGUCACCUACAUGCCUCGACCAGGUGACGGCACUCCAAGGCCGGUAACCCUAAUUCCCGGCGACGGAAUCGGCCCUCUCGUAACCGGCGCAGUUGAGCAGGUGAUGGAAGCGAUGCACGCACCUGUUUACUUCGAACGCUACGAUAUUCAUGGUGAUAUGAAGAGCGUUCCGACAGAGGUAAUCGAUUCGAUCCGCAAGAACAAGGUAUGUUUAAAGGGAGGUCUAAUUACUCCAGUUGGAGGUGGUGUUAGUUCACUUAAUAUGCAAUUGAGGAAGGAACUUGAUCUGUAUGCUUCCCUUGUUCACUGUUUUAAUCUUCCUGGUUUGCCUACUCGUCAUGAGAAUGUUGACAUUGUUGUGAUUAGAGAGAAUACUGAAGGAGAGUAUUCAGGAUUAGAACAUGAGGUUGUUCCUGGAGUUGUAGAAAGCCUAAAGGUGAUAACAAAGUUCUGCUCAGAAAGGAUUGCAAAGUAUGCGUUUGAGUAUGCAUACUUGAACAACAGGAAGAAAGUAACAGCAGUUCAUAAAGCAAACAUUAUGAAACUUGCUGAUGGACUGUUUCUAGAAUCAUGUAGAGAGGUUGCAAGCAAGUAUCCAAGUAUUCACUAUGAUGAGAUUAUUGUCGAUAACUGUUGUAUGCAACUUGUUUCAAAACCCGAGCAAUUUGAUGUUAUGGUGACUCCGAAUCUGUAUGGGAAUCUAGUUGCGAAUACCGCGGCUGGAAUUGCUGGAGGGACUGGUGUGAUGCCGGGAGGGAAUGUUGGAAGUGAUCAUGCUGUAUUCGAACAAGGUGCGUCUGCUGGAAAUGUGGGAAACUUGAAGGUUUUAGAACAGAAGAAGGCUAAUCCUGUUGCAUUGCUUCUGUCAUCGGCUAUGAUGUUAAGACAUCUUCAGUUUCCUUCGUUUGCGGAUAGACUUGAAACUGCAGUGAAGACUGUGAUCAAAGAGGGCAAAUAUCGAACCAAGGAUCUUGGCGGAGUCAGCACUACUCAAGAGGUUGUUGAUGCUGUCAUUGCUAAUCUCGAUUGAAUUUGAGGCACUAAACUAAGUCAUCAUAUUUUUAUACUGUCGUGUCAAUAAAUACAUCAUUGGUUAAGGCAAUUGAUUUGGCGUUUUUUUAUAUCAUAUUCUUGUUUAAUAACUUCCCCAAGUUAAUUUGUGUCUUGGGAAGAAACACUUCUAGCUUUUGAAGAUGAGUAUUUAACAUAGCAGGAUUGCUUCUUUGCUUGGUUGAUUGUUU
This is a messenger RNA of Impatiens glandulifera, 1441 nucleotides long. RefSeq names its product isocitrate dehydrogenase [NAD] regulatory subunit 1, mitochondrial-like. The record is from RefSeq and is a predicted model, not a curated record. Gene Ontology annotation, molecular function: isocitrate dehydrogenase (NAD+) activity. NCBI's taxonomy places the organism in Eukaryota, Viridiplantae, Streptophyta, Magnoliopsida, Ericales, Balsaminaceae. The transcript is spliced from 4 exons. Gene Ontology annotation, cellular component: mitochondrion. Gene Ontology annotation, biological process: isocitrate metabolic process; tricarboxylic acid cycle. The coding region runs from base 106 to 1230 and encodes 374 amino acids.